AUGGCGAUUCUAAUUGUGUAUGUGGAUGAUAUUGUGCUGACUGGAGAUGAUUCUGUUGAAUUGAAAAUUUUGAAAGGAAGACUUGGUGAAGAAUUCGAAAUCAAGGAUUUGGGUGCUUUGAAAUACUUUCUUGGAAUGGAAUUUGCAAGAUCCAAAGAAGGUAUAUUUGUAAGUCAACGUAAGUAUGUGCUUGAUCUACUCAAUGAGACAGGAAUGAUGGUUUGUAAGCUUGCUGAAACACCAAGUGAACCUAAUGUUAAAUUACAACAUGUAGACUUGAAGAAUAUGAAGGAACUUUACAAAAUUCUAAGGUAUCUAAAGGGAACACCUGGAAAAGGCCUCUUGUUCAAAUCUCGAGGGCAUUUGGAAAUUGAAGUCUAUACAGAUGUUGAAUGGGCCGGCAGUAUAGUAGACAGGAGAUCUACCUCAGGCUAUUGUUCAUUCGUUGGUGGUAAAUUAGUUACUUGGCGUAGUAAGAAACAGAAUGUGGUGGCUAGAAGUAGUGCGGAAGCUAAAUACAGGGAUGGUGCUCAUGGCUUGAGUGAAGUUAUAUGGAUAAAAAGAUUGCUUGAAGAUCUGAAGUCAUAA
Molecule: messenger RNA, 588 nt
Organism: Humulus lupulus (European hop)
Lineage: Eukaryota; Viridiplantae; Streptophyta; Magnoliopsida; Rosales; Cannabaceae
Exons: 2
Coding region: 1-588 (195 amino acids)
Source: RefSeq, a predicted model, not a curated record